CUCAGAAUUAUACAUCUCAACCGAAAGACUCAAAUCUCUCUCUCUCUCUCUUACUGGCUCUGUGCUUUCUUUCUCGUUCGCAAUCACAGCAGAAGCAGUUCAAAUGUAGAGAAUGAGAGAAAAGGUUUUGUGAUUUCCCAUUACGUUUUAAGUUUUAGAGAUAGAGAGAGAGAGAAAGUAAGAACGAGGGAUGUCGACGAGCUUCAACAGUCCUUCUCGAAGCCCUGGAAGUGCGAGGUUUCAGUUUGGUGGGUCUUCUACGAGGCUGAGAUCUUCGUCUUUGAAGAAGCCACCUGAGCCCCUUCGAAAAGCCGUUGCCGAUUGUCUGUCUUCUUCCUCGUCUUCGACGUCUCUCCAUGUCAACCUUUCCCCUGUUGCUUCUGAGGCUGCUAGAACGCUUCGGGACUAUCUGGCAGCCCCUUCUACGACUGACCUGGCUUAUUCUGUGAUUUUAGACCAUGCACUUGCCGAGAGGGAGCGGAGCCCGGCUGUUGUUGCAAGGUGUGUGGCACUUCUGAAGCGAUAUCUUCUUCGGUAUGUACCCAGUGAGCAGACGUUAGUGCAGAUUGAUCUUUUUUGUGUAAAUUCAAUCUCUGAGUGUGAUUCUAGCACGAACCGAAGAGUAUUGCCAUGGUCAAAAUCAUUUAGCCAACAUUCUGGGGCAUCAGCCACUGGGAAUGCUUUUCCUUCUUCUUUGCCAGCAUCCAGUUUUGCAUCCGGGGCACUGGUGAAGUCAUUAAAUUUUGUUCGUUCUCUUGUGGCUCGCCAUCUUCCUAGAAGGUCGUUCCAACCAGCAGUUUUUGCUGGAGCCUCCACUGCAUCAAAACAGUCACUUCCAACAUUGUCUUCUUUGUUGAGCAGAUCCUUUAAUUCCCAGUUAAAUCCUACGGUUUCCAGUAGCAGGGAGUCUCAUGAGGCGAAAGAGGUUUCCAGUUUAUAUUCUUCAAACUUGUCAAAUCUUGAAACUGUUGAUGGUCAGGAAGAUACUGACUACAUUUCUGUGGAUGCCUUUAAAUGGCGCUGGCUUGGAGAACAACAAUCAUCACUAAUCAUGGCAGAGAGUGAUGGCGGUACAAGGCCCCAAAAUGUAAUUUCGCAUGGUUUUCUUGAAGUUGGUGCUGCAGCUCUACUUAUUGGAGACAUGGAGGCUAAAAUGAAGAGCAAACCAUUGGCAGGAACUCAAGAUGUGCCUUAUAUUGAUCAAAUGUUGCAGCCUUCAACAGUCACAACUGCCACUAAUGUUGCUUCAGCUCAUUCUCACUUGAGGGCUAUCACUGCAUCUAAACGCUCCAAAACAGGCCCUCACUCAAUUUGGGAGGAUACCCCAGUGAGUACUCUCCGCCCACGUCCUCGACCUCUUUUCCAAUAUCGACACUACAGUGAACAGCAACCUUUACGAUUGAAUGCUGCUGAAGUAUGUGAGGUUAUAGCUGCAGUUUGCUCAGAGUCGUCUUCACCAAAUGCAAAUCCUAUGACAGUGUCAUCCAGAUUAAGUCAUAAUCCUGGAAAACCCUCGAUGGAUGUUGCAGUCAGCGUCCUUAUAAAACUUGUUAUUGAUAUGUAUGUGUUGGAUUCUCAAACUGCUGCUCCUCUCACUCUUUCUAUGCUGGAGGAAAUGCUUAGCUCUAAAAGAUUGGCUUCUAAAGUUCGUGCGUUUGAUUUAAUUCUAAACCUUGGGGUUCAUGCUCAUUUACUGGAGCCGAUGUUACCUGAUGAUCCCCCCACAAUUGAAGAAGAGUGCUCCCAAGAAAUGUACAUCGACAACGAAGGACCGCUUGCAACUCAAGCAAAGAAAAAUGCAGAUCCAUCCAAGCAGAGCAGAACAUCCUCUGCUAUUGAUAAUUUUGAGUCCUGGCUUUUGACUGUUCUUUUUGAGGUUCUUUUACUACUUGUGCAGAUAGAAGAAAAGGAAGAAACUGUCUGGGCAUCUGCUUUAAGUUGUUUGUUAUACUUUGUUUGCGAUAGAGGCAAAAUAUGGAGGAAAAGAUUAGAAGGUCUUGACAUAAGGGUUAUUAAGACACUUUUGGAGAUAAGCAGGGAACAUUCUUGGGCAGAAGCAGUUCAUUGCAAGCUUAUUUGCAUGUUAACAAACAUGUUCUAUCAGGUUCCUGAUGCGUCUGUAAAAUCUGUUUCAAGUACUCCUUUAUUUCUUGUGGAACAGGUUGAUCUGGUUGGAGGAAUCGAGUUCAUUUGCCUAGAGUAUUCACAUGCAAAUUCAACGGAAGAGAAGAGUAAUCUAUUUCUGGUACUUUUUGACUAUGUUUUGUAUCAAAUAAAUGAAACAUACUUGGCCACUGGAGGUUCUGAAUACAGCUUUGAUGAGAUUCAACCCAUUGCUGCAAUGCUUAGUCUUGCAAAUGCACCUGAAGCUUUCUAUAUAGCUGUUAAACAUGGAGUAGGAGGUAUAGCAGAGAUAUUGGGUGGUUCGAUCUCUGCAGCUUUGUCAAGAUAUCCAAAUAGUGAGCAUCUAAAUAUGAUCUUGGAGAAGAUCAUUGAGAAAUUUGAUAAUAUUUUAGGCACUGUUACUCACUUGGAUGAUGAAUUCUCACACAUGAUAUGGAUAACAAAAUCCUACAAGUCUUUGAAAAGUAUCGAGGAUAGAGUUAUGGAAACUGGUAUUGACAUGAAUGUGAGAUUCUCAUGGGCCACUUUGCAUUCUCUUCUUCACUCAAAAAGAUCUGCCUAUCGCCAGAAUGGGUAUAUCUGGUUGGUUGAAUUGCUUAUUGCUGAAAUUAGUGAGAAUAGGGAUACCAGUGUAUGGUCAAGCAUCAGGAAUUUGCAGAAGCAUAUUGGACUCGCUAAUACCCAAGAUUCAAUUGGUUCGGACAUUUCUCUUCACAUUUGGGUUAUGUGUGGUCUUCUGAAAUCAAAGCACAACUUCAUCAGAUGGGGCUUCCUUUUUGUCCUAGAGAAGCUUCUCAUGCGGUGCAAGUUGUUGUUAGACGAGAAAGAACAUGAACAUUCAAGCAGUGGUGAACUUCGUAGACAUGAGAAUGGGAAUUAUCGUCUGGAGAAAGCAAAUGCAGUAAUAGAUAUAAUGAGUAGUUCAUUGCUGCUGGUCUAUCAGAUAAAUGAAACUGAUCAUAUCAACAUCUUGAAGAUGUGUGACAUGUUAUUUUCUCAAUUAUGCUUUCGACUUAUCCCUGCGAAUGCAAUGCACAUUGACAACCUCAAAGAGCUUGGUAAAGUCUUCGGAUGCACAGAUGUGAAUGGAAAGCAGUAUGGAGAUCCUCAUGUCCAUCAAGGAAUUAACUAUCGCAGAGAUGAGUUUCUGGAAGAAACCAAUAGCAAAAGUGGUGCCAAUGCUAAUCCUUCUCUAAUUUGUGAUUCAGCAUCUAUGGCAGCACUGCUUCUGAGGGGGCAGGCCCUUGUUCCUAUGCAACUUGUAGCACGUGUUCCCACUGCCUUGUUCUACUGGCCAUUGAUUCAACUUGCUGGUGCAGCAACUGAUGAUAUUGCACUUGGUGUUGCUGUUGGUAGCAAAGGAAGGGGAAACCUACCUGGUGCCACAUCAGAUAUCCGGGCUGCCCUUCUUUUACUUUUGAUUGGGAAAUGCACUGCAGAUCCUGCUGCUUUUCUAGAAGUUGAAGGAGAACAGUUCUUCAGGGAACUUUUAGAUGAUACAGACUCAAGGGUGGCAUAUUACUCUUCAGCUUUUCUUUUAAAGAGGAUGAUGACAGAAGAACCAGAAAAGUACCAGCGUGCGCUUCAAAGCCUUAUUUUUAGGGCUCAGCAGAACAACAAUGAAAAGCUGUUGGAGAAUCCGUACCUCCAGAUGCGUGGCAUACUAAAGCUGUCUGAGCUUGGGACUGGGAUAUAGAUCUGGCAUACUGAUAGGGUGUUGAAGAUCGGGUUUGCUUUAGCUGGAGGGGAACUGCUGAAACUGCAAUGCCAGAGUGCCUUCAUUCUAUUUUACUCACAAUGUUUCAAGUCCUUGAAGAUAUGGCUGGAAAAGUAAAACCUAUAGUGAAGGUGUGGUAAAUUUUCUAACCGUCGAUGAAAUGGUUUGGAAUAAACAAAUCAAUCAGAAAUUGGUAUCAGCUGAGAGUGAAGACUUAGCAGUGGACCGGAAUAAUGGGGAUACUGAUAUGAUGCCAUGCUGGUGCAUAUUUUUUGGCCGCAUUUACAGAUGGUGGGUGCUGUGGACUGCCACUUUUUUUCACCCCUGACCCACUCAACAGGAAAAAGAAAAGGGGGUAGGGGGGUAGGGGGUAGGGAGGAGGUUUGAUAUAGAUUCUUUGGGGAUGCUGAAGUGCAUGGAUUCCACUCAUUUUUCCCGUCUCUUUGAUUAUAUACAGACAUUAUUUAUGUGAUAUGCACAGCCGGUGGAGGACUAAGGGACCAGUUGUUGUAGGUUUAGCAUAGACUAGAGUCAUCUUCGAAGUGAGCCAAAGAACAAGAUAUACAGGGAAUCCUUGGAGUAAUAUAAUUCAUUUAUUGGUUUUAACUUUCAUAAUACUGCCAAGCGAUACUUCCAUAUGUAGCAAGCUGGGAGAAUCUUCAGCAGUUCUGCGAACGCAAGAGGAACUCUUUGGCAACUUGAAGAGGCUAUUUUUUGUACAAGACUGACUGACGUGCUGGCUUCACUUCCCCCAUUUCGGCCAAUCGUAUCUCCGUGGGCUGGGGUUAAUGCCAAGGUUUUUUAAGAGGCAUCCUCAGAUAAUAAAAUCUAUUAGCACAUGUUGUAUCUUAGAGCCUUGGAUGCAGUGGAGACUCCGGAUCUUUUAUCAUUAAUUUUAAUAGGAGAUUAUGGUGAGGGAAGCUUGAACCAUCUAGGUAAUCCAAGUCGGGGUCUACCUUCUCUGUUUUUUUUCUUUCCAUAUCAUUUCUUCUGAUGGUGUAAAUGUUUCAGUUUUGGGGUUUUUUUUUUCCUUCUUAUUUUUUUUUUUUUUUGCUUAAAUCUUUUUUUCAUAACAAAAUUGUGACUGUUGUAAAUUGUCUGUUGAGAACUUUGCAUCAUAUUACGAGUAUUUGAUUCAGAAAUUCCUUGUGAAAGCAUUUGGUUUUCUCCUUUUAA
This is a messenger RNA of Macadamia integrifolia, 5017 nucleotides long. RefSeq lists its product as uncharacterized. Lineage: Eukaryota; Viridiplantae; Streptophyta; Magnoliopsida; Proteales; Proteaceae. Bases 191 to 3820 code for a protein of 1209 amino acids. The transcript is spliced from 18 exons. The record is from RefSeq and is a predicted model, not a curated record.